UUUAGUUCUGUUUGGAGGUCCGAUACCGCAACACGUUCCAUUCCGAUUCGUGAUGGCACCACUUCCGCUGCUCCUGCUUCUGCUCCUGGUGGUGGCGACUGGUUUUGGCCGCGCCUACGAGGCACCUGCGGCUCAGGUGCGCGUGUUCUAUCCCAGGGGAUUCGAGGUCUCCAUUCCGGAUGCGGAGGGUAUUUCCCUGUUUGCCUUCCAUGGCAAGCUGAACGAGGAGUUCGACGGCCUGGAGGCUGGGCGAUGGGCAAGGGAUAUUCCGAAAGCCAAGCGGGGACGCUGGACGUUCCGAGAUCGAGAGACACAGCUCAACCAUGGCGAUACCCUGUACUUCUGGACCUACGUGGUCUACAACGGGCUGGGCUAUCGACAGGAUGACGGAGCUCAUGUGGUCAACAGUUACGACAAUAAAUAGGUUCACCCCUCGAACCAUGAAAUGUUUGGGGCCAAGCUUAAAGCUCUUCUGGAACCCUUGUUUAUGAACUUUCUAUUGUAAUCUGAUCAUUUGGUUUUCAGCUAAUCUUUUAGUUGACAAAUAAUGUAUAAUAUAGAAUUGCUGCAUUCAGCAAAUCACAAUGUUGUAUAAAAUUAAACAAGUGUUGAUAAGUUUAUUAAUCAACAACUUAAAGACAAUAUUUAUCGCUUUAGCAUGCAAUUUAUGAUGAAGUAAAAAGGAAUCAAGUCAAUUGAUAUUAAAAUCAAAGGAAUGUAAAUUCAUAUUUUAUCCACUCAGCGCUUUCAUUGUGGCUGUGACGUGUUUAAUUAUUUUCGUUAGUAAAAACACUUUUAUCCAAUGCAAA
Messenger RNA from Drosophila erecta, 809 nucleotides. Its product is annotated as gram-negative bacteria-binding protein 3. Lineage: Eukaryota; Metazoa; Arthropoda; Insecta; Diptera; Drosophilidae. The record is from RefSeq and is a predicted model, not a curated record. Gene Ontology annotation, molecular function: carbohydrate binding. The transcript has a single exon. The coding region runs from base 53 to 424 and encodes 123 amino acids.